GAUAGGGCUGUGGGAUAUGUAAAGCCUCUAGAAUUUAAUUUUAAACGUUUAAAAAUUAUAAUAUAAAUCGAAGGCGCAGAUAUACAUUGAUUAAUGAUUAUAAAGAAUGAGUGUACGUGUGAAGUGAUGUCGGUGUCUCUCUCUUCUGCUCUGCGGACGGGAGUGACAGGCGCAUAUUGUGUAUAUUCGGGUGUGCCAGAAAUCUGCGCUGGGCGCUCGAGCGCUGCUCUCCAUCCUCACGAGCGCGUCACAUUGAGAUUUGCAGGUGCGGUAUGAAUCUUAUCUCAGCAUUUAUUCUGUCAAACAAAAUCACUGUGUAUUUUGUUUCACUGCUUUGAGACGCGCGAAUAGGAUAAAGUAGGUUGGACCGCGGGUGCGCAUUUAAGACAACCGAGAGGAUAGAGACAUUUUCUUGUUGCAACGUUCGGUGCGCGUGAAUCCGAGAUGAAUGGACACGCAUAAUAUGAUGCUACCCAAGUGUCGUCGUCUGAAUGUGAGAGAUUUCUGUUAAAUUUCGACAGCAGGGGAAGAUGUUUAUAUCUUAUAUCUUAUCUUGGCAACAACCGUUUGGAUUGCAUAAAAUAGAUUACUGUUUUUAUUGACUAUUUUUGUUUACAUAUAACCGUACACAGUCUUUUAAGGUUGGAUUAUUCUCAAAUCAUCUUAUUUUUCAUCAUUAAGUAUUAAUACGGCAAAUUCCUUUGGGCGUAUUGUUGCUGAUACAGUGCAUGCUCUUCAUAUCAGUGUAGUAAUUUAUCUUGCUGUCCCAAGUGUGAUUAUUCACCUUAAUGAGAUUGGCUGGAUGCAUAUAGACUGAAUCAGAGGAGAGCUGGAACAGAACAUCACUGGAGUCACCGACAGACUUCCACAUCCACGCUGAACGAAUCAAUGUGACAUCUGGCACUAAAAGUGCUUAGUCUGUCCUGACAACUGUGUGCUGUACUGUCUGUGGCUCGAGUUUAAGCAACAUCAUGGAGGACUGAAUCCAGAUUGACCAUAAAGUGCAUCAACAAAAGGAAUAUAUAAGAAAUCUUAACUGAAUCCAAAUUGUCAGACUGAAUCUAGAUAGAAUCUAAAUCCAGAGAGUACAGAGUCCAGAUUAAAUUUGACGAGGAUCUCUGUCCGAGACUGACUGAAUCCAGAUUAGACCUGAAUCCAGAGAGCAUCUGUGUCCUGACUGAAUCCAGAUUGGACCUGAAUCCAGACAACAUCUGAGUCUAGACUGAAUCCAGAUUGGACCCUGAAUCCAGACAACAUCUGAGUCCAGACUGAAUCAAGAUUGGACGUGAAUCCAGAGAGCAUCUGAGUCCAAAUCGAAUCAAUAUUUGACCUGAAUUCAGAAAGUAUUUGAGUCAAGACUGAAUCCAGAUUGGAUCUGAAUCCAGAGAGGUCCAAGUCCAAACCAAGUCCAUUUCAUAUUGGACUGAUUCUCUCUAUGAUCCCUGGCACAUCUGCAACAAUGCUCCCAGCCACGGAGGCAGCCAAGAUCUAUCAGACCAACUAUGUGAGGAACUCUCGUGCCAUCGGGGUCCUGUGGGCCAUCUUCACAAUCCUUUUCGCCAUUGUGAACGUGGUAUGUUUCGUUCAGCCCUACUGGAUCGGGGACGGCAUGGACACGCCGCAGGCCGGCUACUUUGGCCUCUUUCACUACUGUAUAGGGAGCGGUACGUCCCGGGACCUGACGUGUCAGGGUAGCUUCACCGAGUUUAGCUCCAUCCCGUCAGGCGCCUUUAAAGCAGCAUCCUUCUUCAUCGGGAUGUCCAUGGUGCUGGUGCUAUCCUGCAUUGGCUGCUUUGCCCUCUUCUUCUUCUGCAGUACAGCCACUGUGUAUAAGAUCUGCGGAUGGAUGCAGCUGGCAGCAGGUACGUGUCUGGUGCUGGGCUGUAUGAUUUAUCCUGACGGCUGGGAUGCGGAUGAAGUGAAGAGAAUGUGCGGAGAAGAAACUGAUAAAUACACCAUCGGAGCGUGCUCAGUGCGCUGGGCAUACAUCCUGGCCAUUAUGGGCAUCAUGGACGCCCUCAUUCUCUCCUUCCUGGCUUUUGUGUUGGGCAACAGGCAGGAUGGACUCAUGUCCGAGGAGCUGCUGGGAGACAAGACUGGAAAUGCAUAGAUGGAAGAUACACAUGGGUGUUUUUGCAUCGUUGAAAAUAAAAUUAUGUAAAGUCUCAAUCCAGAUUUCCCAGUCAUCUUGAGUGCAGGAAACCUGACUGCAGCGGUUUGGAAAAUGUUAAAGCGAGGGACAAGAACGAAUGAAAGAAUGAAUUUUGAAAUACUGACUGCUUUUCUGUUCCCAUUUCUUCUUUCACUUUACUUUCCUGGAAAUGCUUUCGACACAUCUCUAGCUUGAUUUACCCCGUUCUGUGCCACUAGCAUGAUAGGAUAGCUCAUGCACCAUUUAGAAACACUACUUUGCUUUGGAUAUCCAUAAAAAUAUAAACCAUAUGUGUAAUUUAUUUCAUGUUUUGUCCCAUCUCUUCAGGCUUCCCUUGUAGUAAUAUAAACAUUUUGUAAAUUACAAAAAAAAUAAAAAAUAAUUCUAUCAGACUGUAAUUUCCAAGUCAAGGCAGGUGUUCUUAUGUAAAGGGAAAUGUGCACAGGCUUCCAGAUGGGACGGAGACUCCGACACAGAGCUGCACCACAGACAUUGUUAAUGUUUCUAUCUGGACCCGUGUUGAAAUACAAGAGCUGUGUUGAGCUACAAGAAUGGACACUAUCAUGACUACUUCACUGAGGCUAAAUUAAUGCAAGUGAUCAUUUAAUGGGGUUUCAAAUGUACAAUUAUUCCACCACUGCAUUCUCUGACAUUGUUUUAAAGGGAUAUGUAAACCGAGGUGGAGAGAAUUCACUGUUAAUAUAAUUGAAUUAAAAAACAUUAAGUGUCAAAAAUAGAGGUGGACAUCUCUGCCAUUAGUAAUUGUGCACAAGCCAAGUAUAUACUGAAGUAGGAGAGUGUUUUAAAGUAUUAUGUAUCAAGUGAACACGUUGAAUUUAUGUGUCUCUAUUUCGAUAUUUCCUUCUCUGCAGUGUUGGUGCUGUAUAGUUAUGUGUGCCAUAUUUAUGAUGUUCAGAACUGGUACCGUUUGUACUCUUGGUGUAGUCAUUUCUGUCCCACCAAGAAAAAAACAAAAAAACAGUCUAGAAUCGCCAAUCUUAAAGAAAAAGUACCUGGAUGAUGUGGUUUCAAAUAAUAAAACCUACAUUAAAUGGCCUCCCUGUGUACCUGUUGUAACUCCCUAUGUCCGUGACUGAUUUUGGAAUAUUUUUGACGAUGCUGGAAGUUUUGAAGGGAUAGAAAAUGGAAGAAAAAAACAAUUUGAGAUGGCUUUGCUUUAUUUAUUGGGUUUCUGUCUUGUCAGAUGGUGUUGAAUGCAGGAAAUGAUGUAAUGAUGUAUAUACAUCAUAAAAAAAAAAAAAAUUCAUUACAAAUAUUAUUUGAAGACAAUUCACCCAGAUAUGAAUGAAUAAAGAUUUUACCUCUACAAAC
Molecule: messenger RNA, 3484 nt
Organism: Xyrauchen texanus (razorback sucker)
Lineage: Eukaryota; Metazoa; Chordata; Actinopteri; Cypriniformes; Catostomidae
Product: LHFPL tetraspan subfamily member 3 protein
Exons: 4
Coding region: 1436-2110 (224 amino acids)
Biological process (GO): sensory perception of sound
Cellular component (GO): plasma membrane
Source: RefSeq, a predicted model, not a curated record